Molecule: messenger RNA, 3411 nt
Organism: Dromaius novaehollandiae (emu)
Lineage: Eukaryota; Metazoa; Chordata; Aves; Casuariiformes; Dromaiidae
Gene: CHMP6
Product: charged multivesicular body protein 6
Exons: 8
Coding region: 76-678 (200 amino acids)
Biological process (GO): late endosome to vacuole transport via multivesicular body sorting pathway; vesicle budding from membrane
Cellular component (GO): ESCRT III complex; multivesicular body
Source: RefSeq, a predicted model, not a curated record
CGCGCGGCCGCCGUCGGCAGGGGGCGGGGCGGGGCAGCGCCGCGCGGGGCCGGGAGCGGCGGCGGCGGCGGGGCCAUGGGGAACCUCUUCGGGCGGAAGCGGCGGAGCCGCGUCACCGAGCAGGACCGGGCGGUGCUGCAACUGAAGCAGCAGCGCGACAAGCUGAGGCAGUACCAGAAGCGGAUCAGCCUCCACCUGGAGAAGGAGCGAGCCCUGGCCCGGCAGCUGCUGCGCGAGGGCAAAAAGGAGAAAGCUAUGCUCUUGCUAAAGAAGAAGCGUUACCAAGAGCAACUUCUAGAUAAAACAGAAAACCAGAUCAGCAACUUGGAACGGAUGGUCCAAGAUAUCGAAUUCACCCAGAUUGAAAUGAAGGUCAUUGAGGGUCUGAAAAUAGGCAAUGAAUGUCUGAACAAAAUGCACCAGGUUAUGUCAAUAGAAGAAGUGGAAAGAAUAAUAGGUGAAACCCAAGAUGCUGUGGAGUACCAGAGGCAAAUAGAUGAGAUAUUGGCUGGCAGCCUGACCGAAGAAGAUGAAGAUGCCAUUUUAGAAGAAUUAAACGCCAUUACUCAGGAACAGAUUGAGCUUCCAGAAGUUCCUUCUGAGCCACUCCCAGAAGAGGUCCCAGAAGCGUCACCCGUCAAGAACAGGCCAAAACCAGAACUGGUGGCAGCAUCUUAACUCCCACUUCUGGGGAUCCCCCCACGUAACUUUCACCCAGGACAGUUUGCCAUCCCAGCGUGUGCUGGGACCAAGCAAUGCCUUGGCAGCAUCCCAGCUGUGCUGGGCGGAUUGUGGAGCAGGAUUCCCUGCGCAGGGUGGGGAACCUCAGCUGAUUAUUGCUCUUGUAUCAAGAUUAUUUUCUAGUGCUUUCUUUUUUUGUAACUUAAAUUCUAAACUCACUCAGCUGCGCUGUCUUGGGAUUAAACAACAACUCUAAAACUUCCAAAUCAAAAUGCUCUCUUUAGGUUUGGUUUCAGCUAUAAAUCUGCCUCUGCUGUGACUGAAUCCAUAGGAAGUCCUCCCCUUAGAGAGCUUGUGUUUUUAUAAAUGGUUGUCGUAGGCUUUAUGAGGAAGAGCCACUGCACUCGUGAGCCCUCCAGACCUUUCUGUUGCCUUCAGUCCUCUCAAUCCCUUUGCUUUUCUUUUCUGAUUCUGUCUCUUGUCCUUAUCUAAAUCAGUGGCUGGCAUGUAUGAGGACCUGUGAGGCACCAUAAGAGCAUGGGCAGAAUGCAGUCAGGCUAGAAGGUAACAAGUCUUGAGCUUCUGCAGGCUGUACCACUUUGUGCUACAGGCUGAAAACAAUGGUUCUCUGUCACCAUUGUAUAAAACCAGUUUACAUGUGAGGCUCUUCCUUUUGGGCUAAGUUCAGUGCGAUUGCUUAACUUUACAUUUGUCUGCAGCAGCACUGAUGAAAGAAACGGUUCUCCAGUGUGAGGUGAAGAGCUGAUCUGCCACUGGGCAUGAGUCAGAGGCAGUCGUUAAGGAUUCCCAUUCAGAUCUUGCUCUCCCUGUCAGUCUGUGGUAAUGCGUCGUGCUGAGGGUAACAGCAGAGCUGAAGUUACAGAAAUCUGACAAACCUCUUAAAUUAUAACAAGGACUCUACUGCCUUUUUUAUGAGCCAUAAGUCAUCACUUAGUGGCUCUGCACCAUCGUCAGAGUUCACCUUUGCAACAGUCAGAUGGACUGAGAUCCAGUGGCCACCUCACGUUUGAUGUUUCCUCAUAGUGUAGGAGACUGGAAAGGUCAGGCCAGGGUGAACGAGACUCAUUCUGUACCAGAUAUGAAAUAUGAAGCUUUCUUAAAUUAACACUCCAAAGACUGUUCAAUAAGUAGUUGGGGGAAACUUUACUGUGGAGGAUGGUUCUGUUCUCAGCAUGGUUUAGAGGGACUUGGGUUGGCAUAGCUGAUGAAUUGUUUGGAAAAUUGCCUGGCCAGCGAGGUGGCAGGCAGAUUUAGCUGUUCUUGGAAGCAAGCUUAUUCGCCAGCUUGCAGAUGCUCUUCAGGACAUUGCAGGUCUUUAUUUAUUGUAUUCUUGAAGACACAGCCCUUAAUCCCUUCUUCUGCAACAGAGCAGAAGAAAGACCCAGAGGGUCCUUUGAGACUUUUAGUGACUGCCUUUGGGGUUAUGUGAUCUGGUGCUACACAACAAUAAAUAUUCCCAGAGACUGUGAUGCUCUCCAACCAGUGGCGAUGGGCCAGCAGCAAACAUGUUUUUUCUUUUUUAAAUCAUUGUUUUCGUUUUAUCUAUGUUUGUUAAGUUCCAAAGACUGGACUGAGCAUCCAGGUCCUGCUGUGAGGGGCAGGAUGCAGAGUGCGCGAGACCUCGAGGUGGCAUGCACUUUGGAAUUGCCCUGUCUUCAUUUCCACUGCACCAGUUCAUAAUUAGUGUUUCUUAAAGUCACUGUUCCACAGGCUUCAGACCUAUCCAUGUUAAUUAGUGUGCAACUUCAGAAAAGAAGCUCAACUUUUUCUGAAAUUGGCACAGUAGGCUUAAAAUGAUAAUUUUUGUGCCUAAGUAAUAAAUGCACUAGUUACCCAGUCAGUGUUUGGAACAGACAUGUUACAACAACCGUUCAUUCAGCUUUCACAGCUGAAGCUAAAACGGGACAGAUCUGUAUCCUAUUUCACACCCUUGUGAUUUUUUUUUUCUUCAGGCGAGAUUGUUUUUCCCCUUCUCUGCGCUACCACCUUGAACAUCGUGCAAUGCACACUUUUUCCACCAGAGAGAGCCUUGUCUUCAUCCGCACAGUGGUGUCUCUAACAUUUUGUGGAAUGUUUUUUUCAGUCUCCUUUAGUCCCUUGCUAGCUCGGUGUCAACUUGUUUAAUUUUACGCUAUUUAGUUUGUAAUUCAUAGGAGUGGAUGCUGGACUCUCCCAAUAAGGUCUUGCAGGGACCUGUCCUAGGAGCACAGCUUUUGCUGCUAGCACUUUGAGUAAACCCUAUUAAAUAGGGUUGGGGCACAUCCUCAUGGAGGAGGAGAGAGCAUCGCAGUCUGUGCCCCAGUCUUUUUUCCAUGAUCCUCCUGGCAACAAGGGAGACACAAGCCAACCAUCCCGGGGACGUUGUGGUGAUGCUGUGCCAAGCACCUGUAACUGCCAGUCAGGGAGCUGAGUAUCCCGGCACAAGCUGUGCUUUCUUGCUCAGUGCUUUCCUUGGGUGAAAGCUCUAGUCCAGAGAGGCAUUGGGCUAGUGCUGAAGGGGUUAAUGCAGCUCCUUGCAUUCAUAACUGCAGUAAAGAGGCCAUUUGCUGAAGUCCCAACAGGGAGGUUUGAAGCAGGUUGCCAACAGCUUCCCCUUCUAAUCCCUGUACCAAACAGAUUGUACUGUGUCUCCUUGAGAGGAAAAGCCAGGGGUGGUGUGUGACCUCUGUGGUGUGCUGUAACAAUAAAUAUUUCUAAUGGUUUCACCUA